Hibiscus syriacus is the source of this 759-nucleotide messenger RNA. RefSeq lists its product as uncharacterized. The coding region runs from base 1 to 759 and encodes 252 amino acids. Lineage: Eukaryota; Viridiplantae; Streptophyta; Magnoliopsida; Malvales; Malvaceae. The transcript is spliced from 2 exons. The record is from RefSeq and is a predicted model, not a curated record.
AUGCCUUCCACUCCCCAUUAUGCUAAAAGAGGAAAAGGCUCGAGUUUCAGAUUCUCAGAGAGAGAUAGCUUUGCAGCAACAUCACAGAAGAGUAGACAAUCCCAACUUUGUUCUGCUAGCUGGGGUAGAGCUUCUGGAAUAAGAAAUCCAUUUCAAACUUGUGGCAAAUUGUACCGAGGAGUUUGUAGAUUUGUCACUGGAGCUUGCUUUUUAUGUGGUGAUAUGGGUCACUUUCCUCAGAACUUCCCUAAGAAGUCUGGUGAUAAUUCGGCACAGUCAAAACAAUCAGUGGCAACCUCAAAUAGAAACAGAGGAAUGGUUGACCCUGGUUCAAUACAUUCACAUAUUAGUACAAAAAUGGUUAGAGCUAGAGGAAUUCCUUUAGAACCAAUAGUGAAUGAGACUUUAGUGAUAAAUCCUGUGGGACACAGUGCGAGAGUAUCAAGAGUAUGUAACAAAUGUCCUAUAAAGAUCCAGGGAAUUGUGUUUUUGGCUAAUUUAAGGGAAUUUCCCUUCAAUGAUUUUGAAAUUAUCAUAGGCAUGGAUUGGUUGUCCUCACAUUAUGGAUGGGUCGAUUGUCGUAAGAAAGGUUUUUAUAGAGUAAAUGAUAUUCCUAUGGUUAGAGAAUUUCUCGAUGUAUUUCCUAAGGAUUUACCGGGACUACCUCCAAAUUGUGAGGUAGAAUUUACGAUUGAGAUUUAUCCGGGUACUGAACCGGUGUCAAUGGCUCCAUAUAGAAUGGCUCCGACUGAACUGUGA